AUGAAAAUAAUUCAAGAACAAAACAAGAGCCGCACAGAGGAAUCACGAUGCGGAUUAUUCAAUGUGGCCUUGCAGAUCGAUGAUGGCAUCCAUGCGAGGAACGAUGGAAACGACUUCGUAGAACACCUCUUGAGGAAUGCGUGCGCAUCCCGCUGUUUCAUGGACAUCACCCGAUCUCAACCCAUUGGGGGUCAGGUAUACAGCUAUUGUGGGUUGUCGGAUCGAGAGGUGUGCUGCUUCGUUCCCCUGAACGCCCAACCCGUGGGACUCGUGCCUGAGAUCGCGGAAGAAGACCGAGGAAAAGACUGCGGGAAGAAGGGAUCCGACAAUAGCAUCGACGGAGAAGCAGCCCUCGCCGAAUGGCCUUGGCAUGCAGCAGUUCUGGAGAAACCUCAAGACCUGUACGUGUGUGGGGGAUCCUUGUUGCACGCGCGAUGGGUCCUCACUGCCGCCCACUGCGUCGAUGACUACCUCCCGGUGAUCCAAAGGGUCCAUGAGGUGUUGAAAGUGCGAUUGGGAGAAUACGACGUGAGCACGACGUCGGAACCCCUGGGACACGAGGAAUUCAACGUCGUUCGGAUCGUCAUUCAUCCAGGUUUUGACAAUGCCACUUUGGUUCACGAUAUUGCCUUGCUUCAACUGGCUAGACCGGCCCAGAGACGAGCCAAUAUCGACGCCGUCUGCAUGCCAAAGCCCAACCAAGCCAGCAAUGCCACCGGGCAACCGUGUUAUGUCACCGGCUGGGGACGACUCACCGAAGAUACGGAUCACAGCCUGGUGUUGAAGGAGAUCAAAGUACCUAUGUGGAACCACGUGGCUUGUGAGCAAGCCUUGAGACUUCAAUUCGGUCCUACCUACAGUCUCCCCGACACAGUCAUCUGCGCUGGCGCAGAGGGACGGGACGCCUGCGAUGGUGAUGGAGGAGGGCCACUGGUGUGCGAGAAGGAGGGGCAUUGGUAUCAAAUGGGGAUCGUGUCCUUCGGAAUCGGGUGCGGCCGACGGAACAUCCCCGGUGUCUACACUCGGUGGGAAAGACAGCGCUUUUUCUCUCUCACUGAUUUCAGCAUGAACUCCGGUUAUCUUCUCAUCCUUGCCGCCUUCAUUGGGCUGGCCGCAUCCAAUCGUGUGCCCUUGUCGUUUCCUAGGAUCAUCAACGGUGACGAUGCGCGUCAAGGGGAAUUCCCCUAUCAAGUGUCGUUUAGGUACAGGUCCAGCAACUUCCACUUCUGCGGAGGAUGGAUCUACGAUGAGUGGAAUGUCGUGACGGCUGCCCACUGCGUCCGAAGCAGUCCCACAGACCCCGAAGACGUCAAGGUUCUGAUUCCUCUCUUCUUUCGUCACCCCUUCACUUCCCCGAUUAUCGUGGCUGGAGAGUGGAGAUUCAGCACGAAUGAAGGAACGGAGCAAGAGGUGUUCGUCAGAGAUAUCAUCGUCCAUCCCGACUGGGUCGACCCGAACUGGAGCAACUUGCACACCUAUGACCUGGAAUUCGACAUCACCCUCCUUCACCUGGAAUCUCCAUUGGAAUUCAAUGAUUACGUCAGCGAGAGGGUGGUCAUCUCCGGUUGGGGCCAGACGGAGAGCGGAUUCGCUCCAGAUAUUUUGCAGAAGUUGGAGAUGACUGUCAUCACGGAUGAAGCUUGCGCUGAUGAGUAUCAAGAUAUUAUCCCGGAGAACAUGAUCUGCAGCCAGGAGCCCGGUGGCACUUCCUGCUUCGGUGAUUCUGGUGGCCCAAUGACACGAAUCUCCGAUGGAGCCGUGGUAGGAGUGGCAUCCUUCGUGGCAACUGAUGGAGUCGGUGGAUGUGCCAGGGGAUUCCCCGAUGGAUACACCGAAGUCUCGCACUUCGUCGAUUGGCUCGAGGAAGCCAUUCAAAGACCCUAAAAUAGAAUAAUGAACAUCAAUAAACAACAUUCAAUUGAAUAUA
Molecule: messenger RNA, 1927 nt
Organism: Darwinula stevensoni
Lineage: Eukaryota; Metazoa; Arthropoda; Ostracoda; Podocopida; Darwinulidae
Source: the annotation of a GenBank genome assembly